Hippoglossus stenolepis (Pacific halibut) is the source of this 2812-nucleotide messenger RNA. Its product is annotated as protein LYRIC. Gene Ontology annotation, cellular component: nucleus. Gene Ontology annotation, biological process: positive regulation of canonical NF-kappaB signal transduction; negative regulation of apoptotic process; positive regulation of angiogenesis. The coding region runs from base 297 to 1880 and encodes 527 amino acids. The transcript is spliced from 13 exons. The record is from RefSeq and is a predicted model, not a curated record. NCBI's taxonomy places the organism in Eukaryota, Metazoa, Chordata, Actinopteri, Pleuronectiformes, Pleuronectidae. Gene Ontology annotation, molecular function: transcription coregulator activity.
AUAUGAGGUGAACCUGUCACAUUAGAGUCGCUGCUGCUCCGCUAACGGUGGGUCUUGUUCUAGGAUGAUAUCACUUAGCCUGUUGGCUAGUUGGCUAAUUUAGUUGGUUAACGCGGUCUUCACGGGAUUUGACUAUCUAGCGUCGGACAAGGCCGGGGUUAGUGGUGCGGGAGGGGAUGAAAUCACGGUUUCCCAUCAUGUGCAAGUCGUUCCGUUAUUUUUAGCUAGCACCGCAGGCUAGCGCGGCCAAUGGUGGCCAGCACAGCGUGACUAAUCUGUCUGUUGUUUGAAAAGCGAUGCAAAUGGAGCAGUGGCAGGACGCGGCCUCUCGGCAGGUCGAGCUGCUGACACACCGUCUGAAUGAACUGCUGUCCAGGGGCCUGGAGCUGCUGCGCACCGAGCUCGGCGUGGAUCUGGGUUUGAAGCCCGACCUCAUUCCGCCAUGGGUGAUCCUCUUAGCGGCGUGCACCGGGCUGGUGCUGAUGGUCGCUCUGUGGGCCUCGGUCUGCCGGGGUCUCUUCAAGAAACGACCCGCUCACAGUCAUGUGGACGACGGCAUUGAGGUGACGCGCGAUGUCAGUAAACCUAUGAAACCCGAGGACCCGAAGAAAAAGAAGAAGAAAGCAGAAAAGAAAGCCCAGUCUAAUGGGAGAGCUGUCUCUGAGCCACAGGAGGAGGAGGAGGACAUCGUGUCGGAGGAGAAGGUGCCACAUCACCAGCCCCCGGCACCAGGAGUCAAGGCUGAGAAGGUUGCGGAGGUAAAGAAAUCCAAGAAGAAGGCCAAACAGGCUGUGAGAGUGCCUGCAGAUGGCAAAGAACCAGAAGAAGGCACAUGGGAGACCAAAGUCAGCAACAAGGAGAAGCGUGAAAUGCGCAAGAAAGACAAAGGUUCUAGUGAUGGCUCAGCCAGUCCUGGAGGAGGGGACACGCCUGUAAGCUAUUCUCCAGAGCAGCCCAAGGCUCCUUCAGCCCCAGUUCCUGCAAACCAGAAGAAGAAAAAAGGAGAAUCCACAAAAGUGAAGACAGAGAAGGUGCGGGCUGUUGUAUCUCAAGUGAACAGCAGAGAGGUGGCAGCAGAGACUGCGGGUGUGACGGACAUGGCAGUCAAUGCUCCUGCCCACGUUCCUCAGAAGUCAGGCCCCUGGACCACCAAUAGAGAACCAGUGUCACAUUGGAGAGCUGAGAUUGAUGAGUCGUGGACUGUGAUUGACAGGGGAAUGCCUGCCACAGAGCUUAAAUUGUCUUUUACUGGACUGGGAGUUGGUGCUGCUGAGCCGCACGCUGUGAGCGACCUGCCCUGGCUCAGUCAGCCCAGAGUGGACGAAGGGUGGUCUGGCCUCAAUGGUGGUUCAGUCGACCCCAGCUCUGACUGGAAUGCCCCCUCUGAAGCCUGGGGAAACUUUGAAGAGCCCACUCCUGAGCCGGCUCCUGCUCAGGAGCAGUCCCUCCCUGAGCCUGUCAAGGAUGAUGACGAGGAUGAAAAGGACAAGGGAGAGGCCGCUUCUGAUGGAGCAGCUAAAACUAAAAAGAAGAAGAAGAAGAAGAAGAAGGCUGGAGAGGAGGGAGGAGCAACUGACCAGGGCGAGGAGCCAGAGAAGGAGGCAGCACCUGCAGCCUCAGUGAAGAAGCAGCCACCUCUUCAGGAGAAUCCUGCUGCCAUCCAGCCUGUCAAAGCAGCUGCUGCUGAGGCAAGAGUGGAGCGACCAGUGAAGGACAAGAUAUCCCCAAAACCCCCUGUCACUCAAGUGCCACAGAAGCCCACUGAUGGAGAGACCACUGCCAAGCAGAACAGCCUUCCUGCUCCAGCUCAACAGAAAAAACCUGAGGAGAGCCAAGCAUCCAAACCAGCAAAGAAGAAGAAGGCAAGGAGAGAGACAUGAGAUCGAGUCCACUUGGCAGACCUCUGUAUGCAAAGAGCUUCAUAUCCUGUUUAUGCAACAUCAUUUGUGACAAGGACUUUGAACUAGGGUCUUCAAGAUGAGAACAUACCUUGAACACAUGUCUGGAAAAUGAAAACCAUUUUUAUACACGUGGGGUGUCAGUCGGUGGAUCAUUGAAAACUGAACCUAGAUGCAGUGCAAUCUAAUGUAAUGCGGUGUUAAUGAUUUUAAGUACGCAUUUGAUACUGAUUCUGUCUUCUAAUUCUACUGAAUCAAAUAACAGAUUGAAGGAGCUGUAUUGUAAUCAUUAGACCUGGUGAAAAUACUGAUUGUGUGUAGAAAAUUGACGUUGUCGGUGGCUAACGACUGGAGUGUCCUUUGUGGAGAAUGAAAAUGGUCAACUUGCAUCAGGUCACUAAGUACUCGGGCCACCAUGUUGAUCUGGCCUUUGAUUUUCAGUCUUUUAUUUUUGCUCUGUAAUUUGUGAGGCAUGAUGGUACAGUGAGCACUGAUCGGUGAAAAGAGCACAGAGAUCAAAUGUGUAACAGUUUUGGCUCAAUAGGGUGUAAGACAUAAAUGAGACAUGAGCAUCAUUAGGCACAGAAAAGGGAAUCUUGUCUGCUCUGUAUUUUUGCAUUCUUGUAUGUGACUACAACAUUUCAUUGACUUGGUCCAUCUGGUUUGUCCCUUAUCUGACAUUGUACUGCAGUGUGUCAACAACUGUCUUUGCUGUUUUUACUAUCUGACUGCUUUGUGGCUGGAGCCGUGCGUGAGCCUCUGAUCGUAGAUGUACCACAGUUUCACUGACCUCUUCACGAUUUUCCACCUGUGGUUGAUUUGGAAAUCUUCAGAAACUUUUGUAAAACUUGUUUGUAAUAAAAGAAAAGCUAAAGCCAUAUGUAAAAAUACUAAAUAAAGGCCAGUUUUCUAUG